AUGAUCGAGGUCGGAAAGACGAACUCUGCCCUGCAGAUUUUGUCAUUGCUACUUGUCUUCCUAAUUCACUGCCAAGCAUCAACCCAUUAUAAUUGGGUAAAGGUGAAAGAAGCUACAUACACAAGGCUUUGCAGCACCAAGAAAAUCUUGACAGUAAAUGGAAAAUUUCCUGGACCAGUUUUACAGGCUCAUAAAGGCGAUACGAUAUACGUCAAUGUCCAUAACAAAGGCAGCCACAACAUCACCAUUCACUGGCAUGGAGUGAAGCAACCCAGGAAUCCAUGGUCAGAUGGUCCUGAAUACAUCACGCAAUGUCCAAUUCAACCUGGGGACCAAUUCAAGCAAACGAUUAUAUUUUCUAAUGAGGAAGGAACGAUCUGGUGGCACGCACACAAUGACUGGGCUCGAGCCACAGUUCAUGGCGCAAUCUUUGUGUAUCCAACACGUGGAGCUAGCUAUCCUUUUCCCAAGCCUCAUGAACAAGUGCAAAUAAUAUUAGGUCAGUGGUGGAGGAGAGAUGUAAGGGAGGUAUUGGAGGAAUUCAUUAGAACUGGAGGAGCUCCGAAUGUUUCCGAUGCUCACACUAUCAAUGGUCAGCCGGGAGACCUCUAUCCUUGCUCAAAAUCCGUCUUGUACUUUUCAAAUUUCUUCAUCAAAUCCACUUCCUUUUGCAGAGACAUUCAAGCUCCUUGUGGAUCAAACAAGACCUAUCUACUCCGUAUAGUAAACGCCGCAAUGAACACCAUUUUCUUCUACUCAAUUGCAAACCAUAACCUCACAGUGGUGGGAGUAGACGGAAGCUACACAAAGCCGGUGACAACAGAUUACAUGACAAUUUCACCCGGACAAACCCUAGAUGCCUUGUUAAUCACCAACCAGCAAGUUGGUCAAUAUUACAUGGCUGCUAGGGCUUACUCAAACACUCUUCUUAUUCCCUUCGACAACACCACAACCACAACAAUAGGGGAAAAUCUACCCCUCCUUUUACAAGUUCCAAAGAGAGGGACAAAGGUGAGGGUUUUCAAAUAUGGGUCAAUUGUGGAACUUGUUUUUCAAGGGACAAACUUGGGUGCACCAAUAGAUCAUCCAAUACAUUUGCAUGGGUUUAGCUUCUACAUUGUUGGAUGGGGGUUUGGGAAUUUUGACAAAGAUAAGGACCCAUUAAACUAUAAUCUCAUUGAUCCUCCUCUUAGGAACACUGUCGCUGUGCCCAUAAGUGGCCGGGCCGCCAUCAGAUUCCAUGCCGACAAUCCGGAACAUUAG
This is a messenger RNA of Prunus armeniaca (apricot), 1263 nucleotides long. The record is from the annotation of a GenBank genome assembly. Lineage: Eukaryota; Viridiplantae; Streptophyta; Magnoliopsida; Rosales; Rosaceae.